CUGCCCCUCACGAUGGCGGMGCCGGGCCCCGGCGGUUGCGCGGCCGUGCCCGAGGCGGAGCGGCUGUUCCUGAGGCAGCACCCGCUGCUCAGCCCCGCGGGGCCGGGCAAGGUGAGAUGCAAGCUGACRGGACAUGAGCUGCCGUGUCGCCUGUCGGAGCUGCAGGCUUACACCAGUGGAAAGAAGUACCAGCGGCUCAUAAAGACAGCCAAAGAGUUCGACUAUGGCACAUUCGAGCCCCACAUAGUGCCCAGCACAAAGAAUUUGCACCAGCUGUUCUGCAAGCUGACCCUCAGACACAUCAACAAGCUKCCAGAGCAUGUCCUGCGUCAUGUCCAAGGGAAGCGCUACCARAAGGCCCUGAAAACAUAUGAGGAAUGCCAGAAGGAAGGAGUGGAGUAUGUCCCUGCCUGCCUGAGGCAGAAGAAGCAGCGRGCACAGCACCCCAAGGACCAAACCAACGGGAGCAGGCAGCCUCACAGGAAAGAGGAGUUCUGGGAGCCCAACUCCAGUGAUGAGGAUGGAGAGGAGACAGACGACAGCAUGAGUGAUCUGUACCCACCUGCACUCUUCCCAGAAAAAAAACCAUCAGCUUCAGAGACCACAAAGGGCAGUGAUGACUUCAUGACAGACAGCGAGGAUGAUGGGGCCAAGCAGAACGGAGAUGCGAACGGAGUGCACGGGGGAAGGAACGAUGUCAGCAGAACAGUUGGCACCAAGAGAGGAAAGAAACAGACAGGCCCUUUAAAGAAGAAAUUUAAGAGCCAUCAUCGAAAACCCAAAAACUUCAAGAAAGCAGCCAAUGGGAAAUAAAUUUUAUGAUAAAUACAUGGCCUGAAGCCUGUUGUGUAACAAUUCCUGUGGGAGCACACAACUAAAGUGUUUGCCCAUUCCAGUUAACUGCUGCAGGUAUGGAGGGGAAUAACGGGGUUGGUUUAAGCUGUAUUCAAAGAGCUACAAGCUAGCCCCACAUCAGGGGGAGGAUGUUUGCUGCAGUCAAGUCCAGACAGCUCAGUUUUUUACAGAAAGCUGGUUUUUGGUAGGCAGGAAAGCACAGCAGCUCARCAGUGGAGCAUCACCAGCCACACACGCCAAGUGGAUACAAAGAUGCCAUUGUUUUAUUUUGAUUGUUUUCAAAAAUCAAAACAUUUUCAAACACAACUAAGGUACAAAAUACAGCAUAAAAUGAGAAUUUAUACUUCUUUUUUUUUUUUCCACAUAGAAAGCAAAAAUAUAUUCAGAAUGAAUUCCAGAACACUUUGCAGAGCCAAUUGGUAGCUGACAUCCUGCUUGUGAGAGCUUCUCAGCCACGGGGAGAGGUCACUGUAAUUCUGGGAGAUGCACAAGUACAGCAGUGUUUGUAGAAAACCAGAAUCUUCUGCAUCAGGACUCACAGUUAGUAAGUCUGCACAUUGUGCUGCCUCAAAGUAUCUGAUAAUGCCCUCCACCUAACUGCCCCUGGAAUACUGAAGUAUUCCUGCUGCAGGGGACAGCAUCAGUUCCUUUUCUAGGGUCUGUUGUUGGAAAGGGGAUUUGAUUUUCACAGAGGAAACUGGUCAGUAUUUCAGACUAGUCUGUCAUCCAGCUCCUUAGGACACAAGGUGAGAAAGACAACUUAAGGGGCUACUUGCAGGAGUAGUUUCUGUCAUUUAUAAAUACUAUGAACAUCAACAGCAGUUCAGGUAUCUGAGKGGCUGCCUUGAUUUGUCUAGAACCGUUUUAAGACCUGCAGUGAAACAGUAAAAGCCUCCUGUGCUGCAGAUCCAGAACUGAAAGAACCAGUUUGUUUAGUUAGGAAGAGUCAGGCAUAGGGAACACUUGAGGUGAAGACUUGUCUUGCAAAACUUCCUUGAAAAGAAAGCCAUCAGUGACCUGACCUUAAUGCUGAAUUCCCCUUCCACCAAUAUGGACAUGGGGGUUGGACUAGAUGAUCUCCAGAGGUCCCUUCCAACCCUAACUAUUCUGGGAUAUCAACUGGCUUCCUCCAGCAGCAGCACAUCUUAYCCUUACAGAGGCUAUUAUCCCCCUAAGAUGCUGAAAUCACCGGCUGAACAUUCAACAGUGCUCUUCUGGUUUUCAUUAGUUCUUUCAGCCCAGUUUUCUCUCUGAAAAAGUAACCAUUUAACUGAACUGUCCAGGCGAGUGUCCUUAUCAGGAGACCCUGGGAAACAGCUCCCACUGGAGAUGUUCAGCUGAAUUYCUCCUUGAACAAAGAGCUGAGCAUCUUCCUCAGGGGAGACAACAGUGCAAGGAAUCAGUGUAAUGGUAGGAAGUUGGUAGGGCUCAUGCUGUCUAGAAUUCUUCCACMAUCUAGUGAAAUAGGUUCACACCUAGUUGACUAAGAGAGGACAAAACACCUCCUCUGAGCAGCACUAAGCAUGGUCAUGGCACAGAGGUCRUGGCACUGAGAGGCCAAACAGGGCCUUCCUCUCCUCACCCUCACGAGUUCCUCCUGUGGAAGGUCCAUCCCUGGCUGCUUCUCCACUGCCCAGGCUUUGCACUCGCAUUCCUCAGCUAUAACCGUUUGUAGAGUUGGGAAUGGGGGCCAYUUCCACAUUUCCUCCCUGCACAGCUCAGGGUGCUCUGAAGUGGCAGAGGAGGGGCUGUCCUGGAGAGCUCAGCACCCCAGCUCUUCAGUCAGCUGGGACUUUUACAGCCAAGAGAGUGACAGAAGUGAAUCUAAGAAGCAAAGACUACAGAUUAGGAGAUUGACUGCUCUCAUCUGGCAAGUACUGAGUGCACAGAAAAGGGGAGCUUCUGUAAUUCUCAAGACAUUUUCACCAAUAACCUGCAAUUCAAAUAUGAAUUUGGGKCAUAUAUGGAUGGAAGCUGGUUAAGAGCAGAAAGGAGCUUUUAUUAUGGAACCUGCAGCACAACUUGGCUCCCUUCUUGGGAAUUCAGGAAGGGCAACUUUGGGGAAAGAAUGUAGAAUAAAGAAUUCUUUUGGCACAGAAUUUUCACAGAAUCUAACAUUCUGCCUCUUCAGGAUAAUCUCCCCCACUUCCUUUGAAACUGAUUAGCCAUASAGGACUCAUGAUUAACAAUAUAGGAUUCUCCCUUGUACCCCUCAAGGGCAAAACUGGGACAUGUUAGAAAACCCUCKCCCUUUUCUUACCCAGAAAGGGGUACAACUACUUUCAGGGUUUUCCUUUUGCCUUCUGUUCAGCAGCAGGAAAGACCUCUCCCUGUYAAAUAAAAAGGAAUUACAGGCCUCUGAGCAGCAAAAUAAUAGUGAUUUUUUGGGUUUUCUUUGAUGCUGCUUUCCACCUUGACAAGCAAUGCUAUAACCAGCAAUGGAACUCCUUAKUCACAAAACAGUUUUGAUGGGGACAAGAAAGGGAAUCCACUUUUUAAGUUAUAGCUACAAUCCAACAGCACACUGAAUGACCCAGCUGUAUCUGCUCACCUUUCUGCAAAUUUUAAGACAUUGCUGACAUUCCAGACAGCAACUGUUCUACUGCAAUUCACUGAAACAUCAGCAAAAUGCAGGUUCCUUGGGUUAGUUCCAAAUCUAGGAAGUUAGAAUAAGCCUAGGCAACAUUCCUUGAAGAAAUAGGGUUUUAUCUAUUGUAUUACUGGUGCCACAGUAAAUCAAAUUCAAAACAUCUGUGCCUUUUAUAGGAAGGGGGCAUGUACGUGUAAAAUGCUGGCAGUUUUUGUUGAAUCCAUAGAGAAUCAGUUCUGGACUUAGUACARUAUGUCCCAAGAAGUGUUGCUAUUCCUGUUACCACUCUUUUUUCUUCUCAUCCAUGGAGACUCCACCGGGACCCAGUGCAACCACGAGGAGGAGCCCUCCAAUGACAGACAUGGUCUGGAAGAAGUCGUAUUUGAGGAAGUCGUGCAUGGGCUUGUAGGCUGGGAUGGUCCAGAAGGCAUUGAAGUAGAUGUUGAUGCCAAACAGCCAGAUGACCAGAGUCAAGGCAGCCAGCUUAGUCUUGAAGCCAAUUGCCACCAAGAUAAUCAGGGCUGUGCCCACAAUGUUCUGCAGAAU
Molecule: messenger RNA, 3991 nt
Organism: Malurus melanocephalus (red-backed fairy wren)
Lineage: Eukaryota; Metazoa; Chordata; Aves; Passeriformes; Maluridae
Gene: SURF2
Product: surfeit 2
Exons: 6
Coding region: 13-813 (266 amino acids)
Source: RefSeq, a predicted model, not a curated record